AUGGUGCCAGCCUGGCUAUGGCUGUUGAGCCUCUGUCUCCCCCAGGCUCUUCCUCAGGCCCCAUCCACAGAGCUGUAUGUGGAAGUCCCAGAAAACUAUGGCGGAAAUUUCCCUUUGUACCUGACCAAGAUCCCACUGCCCCGCGAGAAAGCUGGGGGCCACAUUGUCCUGUCGGAACAUUCGGGCGCCGCCGCUCAGGGCCCCUUUGCUGUGGACCCAGAGUCGGGCUUCCUGCUGGUAACCGCGGCCCUGGACCGUGAGGAGCGGGCGGAGUACCAGUUGCAGGUCACCCUGGAGUCCCAGCACGGGCACCUUCUGUGGGGUCCCCAACCUGUGCGUGUGCGCGUGAAGGACGAGAAUGACCAGGUGCCCCGUUUCUCCCAGGAGGUCUACAGAAUUCGCCUGAGCCAGGGCACCAGAGCUGGCGUCGCCUUCCUCUUCCUUGAGGCCUCGGAUGGGGAUGAGCCCGGCACAGCCAACUCGGAUCUCCGAUUCCACAUCCUGAACCAGUCACCCGCCCAGCCUUUCCCGGACAUGUUCCAGCUGGAGCGUCAGCAGGGGGCUCUGGCCCUUAGCCCCAAGGGGAGCACUCACUUAGCUCAGGCCCUGGGGGGGCCCUACCAGCUGUUGGUCCAGGUCAAGGACAUGGGUGACCAGGCCUCGGGCCACCAGGCCACAGCCACCGUGGUGGUCUCCAUGAUAGCGAGCACAUGGAUGUCCUUCGAGCCUCUCCGCCUGCCAGAGAACCUCAAAGCUCUGUACCCGCACCAGGUUGCCCAGGUACACUGGAGCGGGGACAAUGUCCAUUACAGCCUGGACAGCCAGCCCCCCGGCCCCUUUGAUGUGGAUGCAGAGGGGAAGCUCUAUGUGACCCAGGAGCUGGACCGGGAAGCUCAGGCUGAGUACCUGCUCCAGGUGCGGGCCCAGAACCCCCACGGCGAGGACUACGCAGAUCCUCUGGUGCUGCCUGUGCUGGUGAUGGAUGAAAACGACAACGCACCCAUCUGCCCCCCACGGGGCCCCCCAAUUGGCAUCAUGGAGCUCAGUCCCCCAGGCACCCAGGUGACUAGGCUGUUGGCAGAAGAUGCAGACGCUCCCGACUCCCCCAAUUCUCACGUUGUGUACCAGCUGCUGAGCCCUGAGGCUGAAGAGGGCGUGGAGGGGCCAGUCUUUGAGCUGGACCCCACCUUGGGCACUGUGACCUUGGGGUCCUCCCCCCUUCGUGCAGGACAGGACUUCCUGCUCCAGAUAGUGGCUGCUGACCUGGGAGGAGCAGAGGGUGGCCUCAGCAGUACCUGUGAAGUCGCAGUCACUGUCCUGGACAUCAAUGACCACGCCCCUGAGUUUACCACUGUCCAGACUGAGCCCGUGAGCGUCCCUGAGGACACAGAGCCUGGCACGCUGGUGGCCACACUCACGGCCACCGAUGCUGACCUGGAGCCCGCCUUUCGUCUCAUGACCUUUGCCAUCACGGCGGGGAACGCCAAGGGGCUCUUUGGCCUGUCUUGGGAACCGGACUCUACUCAUGUCCAACUCCAGCUCCUCAAGAAACUCAGCUACGAGGCAGCCCCAAGGCACGAGUUGGUGGUGGUAGUGAAGAAUGUGGCACAGCUGGUGGGGCCGGGCCCAGGCCCCCGAGCCACAGCCACUGUGACUGUGCUGGUGGAGAGGGUGCUGCCUGCCCCCAAGCUGAACCCCAUGGGCUACAAGGCCAGCGUCCCCAUUGGCACCCCAGCUGGCUCCCUCCUGCUCACCAUCAGGCCCUCCGGUCCCACCAUCAGUUCUGUCAGGUUCUCGCUGGUAAACGACUCCAAGGGCUGGUUCUCCAUCGAGGAGGCAUCCGGGAAGGUGCGCGUGGCUCGGGCCCUGCAGGGCGCCUGGCCUGGGGACACCUACACGGUGCUGGUGGCUGCCUGGGUUGCAGAUGAGCCCAGCCUGAAUGCCUCUGCCAUCCUGGUCAUCCACUUCCUGAAGGGGCCCUUCCUGACGCUGCCCUCUAUGUCCAUGCGGCACCUCUGCACCCCGCGCCAGGACCAUGGCGUGAUUGUCAGUGGGCCCAGCGCGGACCCUGGCCCGGCCAGUGCUAGCCCCUACAGCUUCAUCCUGGGGCCCAACCCCACGGUGCAGCGGGACUGGCGCCUCCAGUCGCUCAACGACUCCCACGCCUACCUCACCCUGGCCCUGCACUGGGUGGAGCCUGGAGAACACGUGAUCCCUGUGGUGGUCCGUCGUGAUGAGCACAAGUGGCAGCUCCAGGUCCGAGUGAUCGUGUGUCGCUGCAAUGUGGAUAGGGAGUGCAUGCGCAAGGUGGGCCGCAUGAAGGGCAUGCCCACGAAGCUGUCGGCGGUGGGCACUCUCGUGGGCACCCUGAUAGUGAUAGGCUUCCUGCUUCUCCUCAUCUUCGCUCAUUUGAGACUGGCACGGAAGGACCUUGAUCAACCUGUGGACAGCAUGCCCCUGAAGACAGCAGUAUGA
This is a messenger RNA of Sorex fumeus (smoky shrew), 2475 nucleotides long. It is a transcript of the gene CDH16, whose product is annotated as cadherin 16. Gene Ontology annotation, cellular component: adherens junction; catenin complex; plasma membrane. Gene Ontology annotation, molecular function: calcium ion binding; cadherin binding. The record is from RefSeq and is a predicted model, not a curated record. The transcript has 17 exons. Lineage: Eukaryota; Metazoa; Chordata; Mammalia; Eulipotyphla; Soricidae. Bases 1 to 2475 code for a protein of 824 amino acids. Gene Ontology annotation, biological process: cell-cell junction assembly; adherens junction organization; cell morphogenesis.